Drosophila willistoni is the source of this 3726-nucleotide messenger RNA. RefSeq names its product fasciclin-3 (gene Fas3). Gene Ontology annotation, cellular component: adherens junction. NCBI's taxonomy places the organism in Eukaryota, Metazoa, Arthropoda, Insecta, Diptera, Drosophilidae. The transcript is spliced from 6 exons. Gene Ontology annotation, biological process: homophilic cell-cell adhesion; heterophilic cell-cell adhesion. The record is from RefSeq and is a predicted model, not a curated record. Bases 850 to 2673 code for a protein of 607 amino acids.
UGUUGCAUUCAACGCUUCGUACGCUCUGCCAUUUUAGUCGUUCGUAACCGUCGCCUACCACUACUAACACAACAAACACAUCGUGUUCAUCGUAGGUCUCGUCAUCGCCAUUGCCAUCGCCAUCGCCAUCGGCUUCGUCGUCGUGUGUUACUUACGUUCGUGUAUUUUUUGCGCCCCCGCCUUCGCGUCGCUGAGCGAGUGUGAGUGUGUGUGCGUUUGAGAGUUGUGUGUGUGUGUGUGAGAAUUAUUCUCAUUCGCUUCGACCACGGCCUCGUCAUCGUCAUCAGCGCCUCAGCCAUCGUCAGAGCGUCAUCAAUUUGUGCGUUAUUUGGUAUCUAGCCGGACUUGCGUUAGUUGCUAGUGCGCGCCUCCAGUUAGAGAAUAUCCCCCCAACACUCCACACCAGUUCUGCGAGCACCACAUAAUUGUAUCGUGGCCAGAAAACUGCGCGCGAAAUUUAUAAAACAAAACCCUUGUGAAAUCACUACACGUCGUCGUGGAGUUCGAUAAACCCCAUCCAAAGGCGGUAUAAAGUGCGCGAGUGUAAAGUGUCUAAAGUAAAUAUCAACACACCCAUAAAAAGAAAAAUCUGUAAAAGAAAUCCACAUACAAAAGGCCUUAGCGGCCGUAAAGUGCCACACAACUUCACCACCGACAACUAAAACGACACAUUUUAUGCAUGAAAAGCUAAAGCUAAAAAAAAUUCACUAAGCCCUUUGCCAAAUACGCGGAGAGUAACAAAAACGAAAAAAGACCAACAUAAAAAAGCAAUAUAUAUAUAUUCAGUAAAUAUAUAUAAUAACGGAACCUAAAUCUCUGGAUUACAGUACAUAAGGAAGGGAGAAAAAAAUGUUGCAGAUCACUUCAGUUGCUCUUAUUUUGCUGGCAGCCAUCUUAACAGAUGCGCUCACCUAUGGCCAGGUGAAUGUGGAACCCAACACAGCUUUGCUCAACGAAGGCGAUCGCACUGAGCUCCUCUGCCGCUAUGGUCGGGCAAUCAACUAUUGCCGCAUUGAGAUCCCAGGCGAACAGAAGGUCCUUAAUCUAUCACCCGAAUGGAGUAAAACGCCUGGAUUCACCUAUUACGGAGCGGGCUUAAAUGCCGGACAAUGUGGUGUCAGCAUUGAGCGGGUCAAAGCAAGCAACAAUGGACAAGUCAAGUGCAGUCUGGGUGUCGAGGGUGAAGAGCUAUCGGGCACCAUCGAUUUGGUAGUGGCCUUGCGUCCUCAGCAACCAAUCAUUGAGCUUAUCCAGCAACCCGAUCGUGAGGGCUACUACCCAGAAGGCAAACUCUUCCAUGCCCGUUGCAGUGUUCGUAAUGGCCGCCCUGCCUCAAAUAUCUCUUGGUACAUUGAUAACUUGCCAGCUAAUAAGAGAACUAGCGACUUGAAUGUUGUCCCAGCACCAACUAACGAUAAUGUCGAACUAAUGACAUCGAUUCAGGAAAUUCAGUGGUACUUGUCACCGGAGGAUAGCAAUCGUAAAUUGGUUUGCCGUUCCCACCAUCAAACCGAUCGCGAAAGUCUGCCACCCCAGGAAGGAGCCUACAUUAUCAAUGUUCGAUAUGCCCCCGUUGCCCAGCCUGAAGCUUUGGUCUAUGGCCUCUAUUUGGAACACACUGCCAUUGUCAAUAUUACCAUUCGUGCCAGCCCACAGCCCGUUGUUGAGUGGACCAUCGAUGGGGCCAUCGUUCCACAGGGGCAAACUGAUGGACGGUUCUCGGCGUAUGAGCCACAGUAUAUGGGCAACGAUGAGUACAAUGUAACUUUGGCCAUUGCCGGUCUCACAUUAGAGGAUACAACCAAAACAUACAAUUUGCGUGCCAGCAACAAAAUCGGAUCCAGAGACUAUCAAGUCCGCAUUAGCUCCUCAAGCAAGCCGCCAACGAGCAGUUUGGAUGUGGCUGCCAUUGUGGGAAUUGUUGUGGCCGUUGCUGUUCUAGUGCUGAUUGUCCUUUUGGUUGUGUUUGCGCGUGCCACCGGUAGAUGGUGCUUUGGCGGCAAAUCGAUCAAGACACCGACAAAUGAAACCACUAGCAACGACAAGCAACUUGAGAAUGGUGGCAACCAACAUCACCUACAUGGUCAGAAUGUGGCACUGCUAGAAACUCCCAAUGGCAUCACUCUACUGGGAGCCAGCAAACUUCGCGAGUCGAAUGGCAAUGGCAAUACCAAUGAACGCCUUUCCCUGGUCGAACAUCGACCACGACCACAUCACGACGAGGAUGAUUCCUUUGAGUAUGCCACCGAUCGCGAGAGCAGCGUCUACAAUCCAACAACAAAACCGUUGCGCAGUGUUCUAAUGGGUCAGGCGGGCGGACGUAAUUCCCAACAGACAACAACGAACAGCAGGGGCAGCACUAGCACCACCAGCGAUGGCUUGCCAGAGGGCGUGGAAAAUUCAGAUUUAUUGCAACGUGGCAAUGAGUUGGGCAUACCCGUGUCACGAUUCUCACGCUGGUUGCCCAAGGAUCAGCGUGAGUUACUCGAGAAACAGGCGAAAUUGCUAUCCGGUCGCAGUGAACCACCGAAGGCAGCACCACCACCAACGCUACCGAAACCCAUUCACACAGCCAACGCACAGAAUCCCUCAACGACGACGACGACGUCGACGACGACGCUAACACCAACAACACCCACAACGCCAAAGUUGCCGCAGGAAACGGAAAUCUAAACGAACAAUCUGUGUGUGCAGGUUUCUUUUGGGUACAGGAAAUGCAUCAAAUGAUUAGGAUUUUCUACAUAUUUAACAUAUUUAAUUUAUUUGAGACAGUUUUGUAGCAUUCCAUUGAGAUUAACUUUUAAAUUUCGAGCGAAAAAACUCAUGCUCUGAAGUGAAAGCUUUUCACAAAACACCUUAAGCAAAUUUCCAAUUAAGUCCAAAAGAUAAAUUGUACAAUUUGACCUUUGUCAACAUAUUUUAGCGUUCAAAACGGAAAUAUGGGAAAAUUUGAUCUUUGAUCUUAAACUUUAAAUGAAGUAGGACGUGGUAAUGUCUUCUAAAAAGCCCAGUUUAAUUAUUGCUUAAUUCAAAAAUCGGAAAGUUCUAUUACGUCCUGAAUUAUUACCGUAGUGCCAUUUAAAUGUGAAUAGUUUUACAAAAUAUUGGCAUACACAACGGAUUUACGAUGGGAAAACUAUCAUAACAUUUUGAUUUCAUAGCUACAAAACUGUCAUUCAGUUAGAACUUAAGUAAACCAUCACUCAAACACGACAGUCAUGACAGUUUCUCACCACAAUUCACCACAAAUAUAUCAUCCACAUCUGUAUUGUAUUGAGAUUUUAUUAUGAGCAUGACAUCGAUCCUUUUAGGCAUGACUUUAUCAUCUAAUUAAUAUCAUCGUAUCGAAUGCAUGACCAAAUCCUAAGAGAUCGAUGAUGAAAUAAGAUGUUUUUGAACAAGUAUUUACCGUAGUGGGCAAUGUAGAACAAAAUACAUACAUAUAUCAAAGAGAUGCACAACUGAAUUGGGUGUACAACCUAAGGUGUGGCUACUGUACGCUUUUGUUACUUUAAUUUCCUUAAGACAGCUGCAAAACAACUGGAGAAGAAAUAUCUUUGUUUAAUAUUUAAGUUUAAGUUUUUCAAGUAUUUUAAUUAAAUUUUUAAAUGUUUUUUUAUUUAACUAACAAAACAACGAAACGAAAUGUUAUCAAAUAUGCUGUAGUUAGGGAUACAAUUUUUUUACUUUACAUAUAUUUUUUAAUAAAUUAACAGAAAAUGAAAA